AUGGCACCCACAGCACUAGCAGACGUGGCGGACGGGCAGUUUCUAGAGAGCAUCUCGGACGCCAUCGACGACGUCAACGUGAUCAAGUACGACAGCAAGUCCAAGUUUGACGUGCAGAAGGAUAAGGACACGUUCCGGCAGUACGAGGAUGCGUGCGACCGGGUCCGCAACUUCUACCGGGAACAGCACCAGAAGCAGACGGUGGCGUACAACCUGUUGGCCCGGAGCCGGUUCUACAGCGCGUCGCGCGUGCGGCCGCGCAUGACCAUCUGGCAGGCCAUGGAGAAGCUGGACACGCUGGUGGACGAGUCGGACCCGGACACGAGCCUCUCGCAGAUCCAGCACCUCCUGCAGAGCGCCGAGGCCAUCCGUCGCGACGGGAAGCCGCGCUGGAUGCAGGUCACCGGACUGAUCCACGACCUCGGCAAGCUCAUGCUCUUCUUCCCCGAGCUGGAGACCCAGGGCCAGUGGGACGUGGUGGGCGACACCUUUCCCGUCGGCUGCGCCUUCGACCGCCGCAUCAUCUACCCCGACACCUUUGCCGGCAACCCCGACAGCCACGACCCCGUCUACUCGUCCGAGUACGGCGUCUACGCGCCCCACUGCGGCCUCGACAACGUCAUGCUCAGCUGGGGCCACGACGAGUACCUAUACCACGUCGUCAAGGACCAGAGCACCCUGCCCGCCGAGUCGCUCGCCAUGAUCCGCUACCACUCCUUCUACCCCUGGCACCGCGAGGGAGCCUACCGCCACCUCAUGGUCGAGAAGGACUACGACAUGCUCAGGGCCGUUCAAGCCUUCAACCCUUACGACCUCUACAGCAAGAGCGAUGGUGUCCCCGAGGUCGAAGAGCUCAAGCCCUACUACAUGGACCUCAUCAACGAGUUCUUCCCCAAGGGUGAGCUCGAGUGGUGA
Messenger RNA from Geosmithia morbida, 915 nucleotides. Its product is annotated as inositol oxygenase. The coding region runs from base 1 to 915 and encodes 304 amino acids. The transcript has a single exon. Gene Ontology annotation, biological process: inositol catabolic process. Lineage: Eukaryota; Fungi; Ascomycota; Sordariomycetes; Hypocreales; Bionectriaceae. Gene Ontology annotation, cellular component: cytoplasm. Gene Ontology annotation, molecular function: iron ion binding; inositol oxygenase activity. The record is from RefSeq and is a predicted model, not a curated record.